AUGCCAAAAGAUAAAACAAAGCAGAAAGCAAGGAACGAAUUACCUUUAGGAAAACGUUUUCAAAUCGUAGAAGACGAAAAUAGCAAAGGAUUGACAGGAGUACGCAAACUUGCUGAGAAAUUCGGUUGUGGAAAAACACAAGAGUUUGCAAUGAAAGUAGCAGAGAAACUUGACUACCCUGAGUUCAAGGCGUCAAGCGGCUGGCUUACGAGAUUUAAAGAGCGCAACAACCUUUGGCAACACAAACUCUGUGGUGAAUCUGCUGAUGUGCCAGAGGCUACAGUGUACUCUUGGAAAGAGCAUCCUGGGUCUAUUAUCUCUGGAUAUGCGAUGCAAGACAUCUGGAAUAUGGAUGAAACUGGCUGCUUGUACCGUGCUCUUCCGGAUAAGAGCCUUUCAGAGAAAGCAAAGAAGUGCAGAGGAGGCAAGAAGUCAAAAGAGCGGUUAACUGUUGCUUUCUUCGUUUCUGCUACUGGGGAAAGGAGAAAACCAGUUCUGCAACCUUUAGAUCUCGGAAUAAUCCAGAACGUUAAAGUCCAUUACAGAAAGUUGGUACUUCGUCAUAUUAUUUCAAUGACCACAGACCACGACAGCACAACAGACACCGCCAAAACAUUGGACGUGGUGCAGGCCAUAAGGUGGAUGGGGACUGCUUGGUCUAAGGUCGAGAACGAUACCAUUAUCAAAUGUUUUGCAGCAGCUGGAAUAUCCAGCACUUUCUCAGAAGCAGUUACCGUCAGUAUUGUGACAGGAGAGGAGGAUCCCUUUGCUGAUCUUGAUGUCUCGGCCGAUGAGGAACUGGAAAAUCUUGCCCAAUAG
Molecule: messenger RNA, 819 nt
Organism: Stylophora pistillata
Lineage: Eukaryota; Metazoa; Cnidaria; Anthozoa; Scleractinia; Pocilloporidae
Product: tigger transposable element-derived protein 6
Cellular component (GO): nucleus
Molecular function (GO): DNA binding
Source: RefSeq, a predicted model, not a curated record